Molecule: messenger RNA, 987 nt
Organism: Schistosoma haematobium
Lineage: Eukaryota; Metazoa; Platyhelminthes; Trematoda; Strigeidida; Schistosomatidae
Exons: 2
Coding region: 7-450 (147 amino acids)
Source: RefSeq, a predicted model, not a curated record
CACUAAAUGUGUUGUUGUUUUUUGUUUGGUUUUUGGAGAUUUGUUGUUUGCGUAGAUGAAUGGCUUAUAAAAUAUGUAAAACCGUUUCAUAGUUGGUUUUUUGAAUGCAUAGUGAGGACAGUACUUCCAGGAUUCCCAGCUCCAAGACCUACGUGUGAAUUUCUUUCUUAUUUUUGUUUAAUUAUCCCAGUAGAAUAUUAUCGCACUAUAACAUGCCGCCAAACUAACGCAAUGCAUCGCCUCACAGGGGAGAUGAUUGCCUUCUUUUUCAAACAGUUUGAUCUGUUUGAUGUUGAAGAAAUCACUGAUGCUAUGGGAAAUAUGCCAGAUUGGAAAAUAUAUAUGCUUACUGGUGAAUGGCCGUGGAGUGUAGACAAACAAUAUUAUAAUGAUGGUGAUGAUGACGACAACGAAAUGGAUAAAAAAAGUAGUGAUGAACGACACAAAUAACUGAAUUCUUUUCAUACACACUUAUAAAGCAACUUACAAUUAAUCUGCAAAACUUGAAUGUUAUAAACAGUAUGAACAGAAAACAUUUUAGACCAUGUCAACCACAAUUGAGGUGAAUUUCAGGAAACAAGUGGGAAGUCGAUUAAUGGUUUCGGUUAAAAGAUCUCUGACUUUGGUGUGAGUUUCCUAACCAUAUAUCCACUAGAUCGACAACACAUUCUGGUUAUGUACGAACUAAAAAGAAAAGGAGCUCCUUCUUAUUACAAUUAUACUGUCGGCAUCUUGAUGAGCAACCGACGUUUGCUGACAACGGACAUAAAAUAAUUAAAUUAUCAAAUCAUUUACCAAAUGGAGACAACACUUUAACUACAAAAUGCUAACAUGCGGACGAAAAUGAACGCAUUUGCCAGUUAGUUUUCUCCAUCAGAUGAUUACAUCAUUUGACUCUUUAAACUAGUUAACCCUUGUAGUGGCAAGAGAAUUUGGCAAUUUUGAUAAGCUUGAUAGAAUACAAUGUAUUUUUUAGUUUUGCGUGAC